Molecule: messenger RNA, 471 nt
Organism: Paramecium tetraurelia
Lineage: Eukaryota; Ciliophora; Oligohymenophorea; Peniculida; Parameciidae
Exons: 2
Source: RefSeq, a predicted model, not a curated record
AUGGUAGUAUUUUUUUAUAUGAAAGAUUUUUUUCCUUUGAAUUUUGGAAAUUUUCAAAUUCACAAAUCCAGGGGGUGGUACCUUCAUCCAGAAUAUAGUAGGGGGUUUUCCUAAGCUCCCUACGGCUGGAAUAUGAAUCUCUAUUCUGCUUUGGAAUAUGUUAAAACAUCAAAGGAGAUAAAUCAGAUAGUAGCUACAAAGAUCUGCUUGCCCAGUUUUAAAUUACCACUUCAGAAUAGCUCCUUAUUGCCAAAUGUUAAUCCUGAUCCUACAAUACUUAGAAUAUGUUAGAAUCCUUUAUUUGAAGCCUCAGGAACACUUAUCUUAUAAGGACAAUUCAUAAAUCAUUAAGGCAUAGAUUUAAAAUCAUUGUUUAAAUCAAAAGGAAGGUGCAUUUUAGAGGACUUAAAGCAAAUGUGAAAUUGAAAUAUCAUUAUGAACAUUACAAUUAAAAUUUUAAUCAAUUUCUUA